Closterium sp. NIES-65 is the source of this 2334-nucleotide messenger RNA. NCBI's taxonomy places the organism in Eukaryota, Viridiplantae, Streptophyta, Zygnematophyceae, Desmidiales, Closteriaceae. The record is from the annotation of a GenBank genome assembly.
AUGGCUAGCCCACAGGUUCUCGUGUUCGAUGCUGAGGGCCGCCCUGUGAAGUUUGACACCUGGCUCGAUGACCUGCACCUCUACCUACAGCUCACAGCCAAGGAUGACAUCUCACUGUACGAUCACGCCCUAGGCCAUGUCACUGCCCCUGCUGCUACUGCUGACAGCACUGCUCGCUCACAGUGGCAGACUCGUGAUGCCCACGCUCGCUUCGCCAUUCGCAACUCCCUGCCGAUAGACGAACGCGAGCACUUUGGUCAGCACAAGACUGCACAGGCACUGUACACAGCUGUAGUUGCUCGCUACUCCUCACCUGCCUCUGCCGCACUAGGCCGUCUCUCCCUCCCCUACCUGUUUCCCGACCUGGCCUCCUUUCACACAGUCGCUGACCUCAUCACGCACCUCCGUACUAGUGAGGCCCGCUUCCGUGCCGCCAUGCCUGCUGAGUUCCUUGCCACGCACCCCCCUCCACUCUGGCUCACUCUCUACCACCUAGUCACCCGCCUCCUUGACACACUGCGUGCUGUCAGGGACCACUUCCUAGCUCGUUGCCCCACUGAGCUCACCAUUGCCCUCCUCGAGAAGGAGCUACUUGCAGCUGAGACUAGCAUAGUCGCUGUAGGUGCCUCUCGUGGCGACCCCCGUACCCCGUUCUUUGAGGGGUGUUCUCCUUCCCCCCUUCUUCCCUCUGUCGCCUCUGCUGCUGCUGUCGACCUUCUUGGUACUGAGAAGGUCGGUGCUCCGCCUGCCUCGAGCGGACGCCGCAGCGGCAAGGGCAAAGGGGGCAAGGGUGGUGGCGGUGUUGGCGGGGGAGGCGGCGGUGGGGGCGGUGGAGGCAGUGGGGGUGGUGGCUCGGCUGGAGGGGCGAGUGGUAGCGGUGGGGGUGGUGGCGGCAGCGGCGGGGGAGGUGGCAGGAGUGGAGGCGGCGGUUGGGGUGGCGGUGGACGAGGCGGCGGCAGGGGUUGGGGUGGUCGAGGAGGUGGCAGCGGUGGUGGUGGCCGUGGAGGCACUGGCGGUGGCCAGGGCCAGCAGCACACUCCCUCGCCCCAGGAGGUCCGUGAGUGGUACUCUCAGCACGGGGGUGGGGGUGGUCUCAGCUGCACGUACGUCAUUCGCACUGGUGACCGCACUGACUUUGAUGCUAUUCUAUCUGCCAUGUAUGUGAUGUCUACUAGUGGAGAGGGUGCUGAGUACUUGUGUGUGCCGCCCGACCCGGGCAUUAGGGCCAGUGCGUCUGCCGCUCCAGGUGCUCGCGUGUCGGCUACCCCAGGUGCUGGUGAGGCUGCUGCUCUAGGUGCUCGUGUGUCUCCCCCCCUUGGUACUGCGUCGACUGCCGCACUGCACACCUUCACACUGGACUCAGGUGCUUCUCGCUGCUUCUUUCGUGACCGCACUGCCCUUGAGCCGCUUGCUGGGCCAGUUGCUGUCUCCCUUGCUGACCCCUCUUGGGGUUCGGUCAUUGCGACCACUUCCACUGUCCUUCCGUGCCCUGCGGUCCCGUCGGGCACACUGUCAGGUCUCCACCUCCCCUCGUUCUCUACGAACUUGGUGGCAGGAUGUGCACUCCAGGACGGGGGUGUUCACCAGUUCACCCCUGCCUACGAGCGCGUGACACACUUCACGUGUGCUCGUACGGGCCGUCACUUGGCUACCUUCACUCGGCAGCCAGGGUCGGACCUGGUCCUUCCUGCCCUCCCACCCUCGCCUGCUCCUACCUGUUUCCCCUGUGUCGAGGGACGGCAGCGCGCCGCUCCUCACACCUCUUCGUUCCCCCCGACGACUGCUCCCUUGCAGACACUCCACAUGGACGUGUGGGGCCCAGCCCGCGUCCGUGGUCAGGGUCAGGAGAGGUACUUCCUGAUAGUUGUUGACGACUACUCGCGCUACACCUCGCUCAGCGAGCGUUUUCACUCGGACUUUCCUGUCCUGCGCUUGCACUUUGACAGAGAAGGUGAGUUCUCCUCCGACCUCUUGGCAGCUUACUGUGCUGAGCACAGCUUUGAGCAGUCGUUCACGCUUCCGGCUUCUCCACAGCAGAAUGGGGUUGCGGAGCGCCGCAUUGGCCUGGUCAUGGAGGUCGCCCGUACCUCCUUGAUCCAUGCGGCUGCCCCCCACUUUCUGUGGCCGUUUGCGGUCCAGUACGCUGCGCAUCAGCUCAACCUCUGGCCCCGUGUCUCCUUGCCGGAGACCUCGCCCACGCUGCUGUGGACGGGGGAGGUUGGCGAUGCGUCGCGUUUCCGGAUCUGGGGGUCUCGAGCUUUUGUCCGCGAUUCGUCUGCGUCUUCCUCGGCUUUCUCCCGUUCGGGAGCUCCCCUCCCGCGAGCGGAUCCGUGA